Drosophila hydei is the source of this 3431-nucleotide messenger RNA. It is a transcript of the gene aPKC, whose product is annotated as atypical protein kinase C. The transcript has 10 exons. The record is from RefSeq and is a predicted model, not a curated record. Gene Ontology annotation, biological process: establishment or maintenance of cell polarity; protein phosphorylation. Lineage: Eukaryota; Metazoa; Arthropoda; Insecta; Diptera; Drosophilidae. Gene Ontology annotation, molecular function: protein binding; ATP binding; protein serine/threonine kinase activity. Bases 254 to 3163 code for a protein of 969 amino acids.
UAACUAAAACGUUGUCAAUUGUCGACACAAAAACGUGAAACACCAAGUUAAAGGGUUUGCUAAAUUUUGUGUUUAUGCAAAUUUGCGGCAAUUAAUCGCAACUAACGGCAGUAGAAGCAACAGCAGCAGCAGCAGAAGCAGCGGCAACAGUAAAAGUCAAGUGCAAAACAAACCGAACCGUAGCGAAGCUUCUACGCGCCGCGUAUAAAACUGAAACAACAACAACAACAACAGCAACAGACACACACGAAAUAUGGCUUGGGGCUAUUGGUCCGCCACAACAGUGGAUCGUGGACGCUCGCCACGCCGCUUGACGCAGUGCACACCGUUGCCUGUGAAUCUCGUGCAGCAGGAAGAGGAGGAGGAGCAGCCGCCAUGUUUGCCACAACAACAACAACAACAGCAGCAGUCGCAACAGCAGCAGCAGCAACAACAACAGUCGCAGCAGUCACAGACCUGCCCCAGCACCCCCUCGGCCAGUCAACAAGGCGGCGGCACUCUCUGCUACAGUCCCACAUGUCGUUCGCGCUGCUCCAGCCCCUGUCCGGGCUCGCCGUGCGGCUCGAUAACGCCGCCGCCGCCGCCGUUGCUCACAUCCUCGCAACAGCAUCUCCAUCAGCACUCGAACAAGAAUUGUCCGGCCGCACAGCAAUUGCUCACGCAUUUGGAUUACGCGGCACGCAGACAGUCCCUGGACCAGCUGGACAGUCCGCAGGUACUGAACACGUCGAAGUACUUUGAUAUCCAGGCCAAUCAGCUGUCGGACAUCAUGUGCCGCGGCGCUGUGGUCAGUUCCAUACAGUCGGCCAACAAUACGCUGACCAGAGGCGUCUCGCUGCACAGUCGCAGCGGUAGCGCCCAUGGCAGCCAUCACAGUCACAGUCAUCAUGGCAGCGCCCACGGCUCGUUGGGCUGCCUGCAGGGCGGUGUGGGAGUAGGCGUGGGCACAGGCAGCACCGGCAGCAUUGGCAUGAUGUCCGCCAGCCACAUUGACACCGGCGAUUACGAUGUGCCGCAUCCGCAUCCAUAUACGCAUCAUUAUAUGCAGACGACGGCAUCCGUGACGCCGCCGCAUGCAACGCUCAGCAGGCCGGGAUCGGCUGGUGCCGUUUGCACCGGCCACGAUUCGGGCUCCGACUCGAGCCAGGGCUGCGGUGGCUCCAUCAUGGGUGGCAUGCUGGUAAUGGGCCAUGCCGGACACAUGGGCAGCCUGGGGCAUCAUAGCACCGGGAGCGGUUCGCUGGGUCGCUGCUCGAGUCGCUGCCACAACACCACCACCACCGACGACUCCGGUGGCGGCAGCAGCGGCGGUGGUGGUGGUGGCAUCGGCGCCACUGUUGCUGUCGGCGGUCCCGGCAUGCUCAUGGACUAUCAUCAUGGCCAUCAUAGCGGCAGCGCUGGCAGCGGCCUUAAUGGCUGUGGCGCCGGCGGCAGCAUCGCUGGCGGCAGCAUUGGAGGACGCAGCAGCGUCCUGGGCACCAUACACAAUGGCCACGGCCAUCAUCAUCAGCAAUACCAUCACGAGUGCAUCCACUACGAGCGUCUGCCUAUUCCCGUGCCUAUUCCCACGGUUCCCAUGGGCGUUACGCAACAGCAGCAACACCAGAUGCCCUCGCAGCAUCAGCUACAAUCGGAGGAGGAGAUCGAACCAGCCUAUGCAACAGUAUUUCCGAAUGUUCCUCAAGCGCCGGGCUUGUCCUGCGAUGGCGAAGAUCGCAGCAUCUACAGAAGAGGCGCUCGGCGCUGGCGAAAAUUAUAUCGCGUCAACGGACACAUUUUCCAGGCCAAACGUUUCAAUCGCCGCGCCUUCUGUGCCUAUUGCCAGGAUCGCAUCUGGGGCCUGGGCCGUCAGGGUUUCAAGUGUAUACAGUGCAAGCUGUUGGUGCACAAAAAGUGCCAUAAGCUGGUGCAGAAGCAGUGCACCGAUCAGCCCGAGCCGCUGGUCAAGGAGCGCGCCGAGGAGGUCAACGAUCCGAUGCCGGUGCCAUUGCCACCGCUGCCAUACGAAGCGGUUGGCGGCGCUGGCGAUUCGUAUGAGCCGCACGAGCAUGCGCACAUCGUUGUGCCGCCACCGCCGGAGGACUCCAUGGAGCCGGCCACCCAGCGCCAGUAUUCGUUGAAUGACUUUGAGCUGAUACGCGUCAUUGGACGCGGCAGCUAUGCCAAGGUGCUGAUGGUGGAGCUGCGGCGUACGCGUCGCAUCUACGCGAUGAAGGUGAUCAAGAAGGCGCUGGUCACCGACGACGAGGACAUUGACUGGGUGCAAACCGAGAAGCAUGUCUUUGAGACAGCCUCGAAUCAUCCGUUCCUCGUGGGCCUGCACUCUUGCUUCCAGACGCCCUCGCGCCUCUUCUUUGUCAUUGAGUUUGUGCGCGGCGGCGACUUGAUGUACCACAUGCAGCGGCAGCGGCGCCUGCCCGAAGAGCAUGCCCGCUUCUAUGCUGCCGAGAUCAGCUUGGCACUAAACUUUCUGCACGAGAAGGGCAUCAUCUAUCGUGAUCUGAAGCUGGACAACGUGCUGCUGGAUCACGAGGGCCACAUAAAGCUCACUGAUUACGGCAUGUGCAAGGAGGGCAUUCGUCCGGGUGACACAACCUCCACAUUCUGCGGCACACCCAACUAUAUUGCGCCAGAGAUACUGCGUGGCGAGGACUAUGGCUUCUCUGUGGACUGGUGGGCACUGGGUGUGCUGCUGUACGAGAUGCUCGCUGGCCGCAGUCCCUUCGACAUUGCCGGCGCCUCUGAAAAUCCAGAUCAGAACACUGAGGACUAUCUGUUCCAAGUGAUUCUGGAGAAGACCAUACGCAUACCGCGUUCGCUGAGCGUCAAGGCUGCUUCCGUUUUGAAAGGUUUCCUCAACAAGAAUCCCGCUGAUCGCCUGGGCUGCCAUCGCGAAUCCGCCUUCAUGGAUAUUGUAAAUCAUCCCUUCUUCAAGGUCAUCGACUGGGAGAUGAUUGCACAAAAGGAGGUACAACCGCCUUAUAUACCAAGCCUGGAUCCUGGCGAUCCUUAUAUGACAACAAACUUUGACGUUCAAUUUACCAGAGAACCGGCUGAAUUGACGCCAGACGAUCCCCAUGUCAUUGGCAACAUCGAUCAAUCGGAAUUCGAGGGCUUUGAGUAUGUCAACCCCUUGCUGAUGUCAUUGGAGGAUUGCGUCUGACACCACGAGACGUGUGAUUUGCAUCCAUAUAAUAUGCGUCUUUACGGCGAGGAUUCCAGUGAUUACGAUUCUGUGGCUGACGAUUUGAGUCUCCUGCAUUUGAAUAGCGCGGGAGGCGCAGCCAAUACCAAUAAUAAUAUAAGCCAGCAGCAACAUUAUCGCCAACAGCAGCUGCCACAGGCGCAGCAAUAUCAUCCAUACUCACAGCAGCAACAGCAACAAUUACAAUUACAACAACAGCAGCAGCACCAGCAGCAGCAGCAUCAUC